CAAUCAUGACUUGGUGCGUUGGUAGCCGGGCAUCAUGAACGUGCCGACACUUCAACGUCCAUUGGCACAAGGUGCCACCACUCUAGUCAUGAGGAGUACGCAUUUGAAGUUGACUAACCAGGAGAUUAUGACACUGCUCAAUGUGCUGACAGUAGCUUUGGGCUACAAGAGACCAAUGUAUGACUUCGUUUACAUGCCUUGGGCUAAGCUGGCGAUCGUUAACUUUGUGGACCAUGCGUCGUACAAGGCCCACUUUGACAAGAUACAGGAGGUGUGCGACUUGGGUACGGAGCAUCCAGCGAUUCGCAAUGUUGCACAGGCUUACAUCCAAGGAUUGGCUGCUAAUCUCGCCUUCUUCUUGGCCAAAUCCGGACAACAGGCUGUUCACCAACCGCAUGCGCCCAUGGUGUUCCAACAAGGAGUCCAAGUGCCGCUACAGGACGCUGUGCAGCGGCAUGUCUCUCCAGAACUUUUGGCGUCAAUGGAGCAGAGUCUCGCUACGAACGUGCAUGAGAUGGGACUUCAGAACAGUUGGCCUCGAAAAGGAAAAGGCAAAGGCCGAGGACAUCGGCAGCAGAAUGGUACAGUCCAAGCCCAAACUAGGCAAUCUGCGAGUGGCUUUGCCAACGAAGACGAGAUAGGCCUCAAUAUGCACCCAGACUCGUUACUCUUCAUGCAGGUGCAGUCCUCUCCAUCUGCGCCAGACCGUGUAGUCUACACUCUGUGACAGGGCUGUGGUCUACACUCUGUGACAGAGCGACUGGCAGAGUAAUGAGUGGGAGCGCAGCUCCACGAUGAUGGGGCUAGGGCCAGGACACCAAAUUCGGAAAUGCCUUCCGCAGUUUUCUUUAUCCCUCCACCCCAACAAGUUGAAUUCGGAUGUGGAUCGAACGUCCUUUGAUCAUGACCGUUGAUGUUUGUGG
Cladocopium goreaui is the source of this 923-nucleotide messenger RNA. NCBI's taxonomy places the organism in Eukaryota, Dinophyceae, Suessiales, Symbiodiniaceae. The record is from the annotation of a GenBank genome assembly.